Lymnaea stagnalis (great pond snail) is the source of this 17043-nucleotide messenger RNA. The record is from the annotation of a GenBank genome assembly. Lineage: Eukaryota; Metazoa; Mollusca; Gastropoda; Lymnaeidae.
CAACUACUUGUUGAUCACCAACGGUAUCAGUUAUCUUUACAUUUUUAAAGUUAGUUUUUCCCCUCGUGUGUCAUAAUAGAUUAAAUAAUAUUCAUAGUUUCAUAGGUAAGAUUUCUCAUUAGUGUUAGGAUUUUAAAAUAAAUAACUAAAGACACUAAGUGCGUCAAAAAUAUAAUAUAAAUAUAAGCCCGUGUCUCUGUCACGUCACUGGUCAUUCAGUUGACAGUUGAGUCAGGGACAUAAAAAAGAAAUUAUUUUUUUUUGGUAAUCUACCACUUGAGCGUCGGCCAAGAAAAAAUCCAGCUGUUCCGGUUGGAAGGGCUAUUUAAACAACUAUUCUUUUAUUAUUUUUAAUGACAUUGGUUGUACGUACCAUUCCCAUAAUAGACAAUUUUUUUUUAAUAAAAAAAUUAUAACAAUUUUUUUGAAAUAGAAGAUAAUGAUGUGUGAAAAUGGAAUUAUGCAUAGUUAUCCCCCAAGUUGACAAUGAAGUUUUAAAUAAUAUAAUUUCCACGAAAACGGUUGUGGUACAUGAAUCCACGUAAAUAUGAAGGGGAAAGAUCACUUGCGCUUCUUGUGCCAAACUGUCUUUUCAGUUUAUGCUUUGUGAGCAUUCACGUUUUCCACAUUCUGUGUGUGGACAUCCGCGUCAUCUGAAUAAAAAAAAAUUAAUUGUUGUCUCUUUUUCUUCCUGGCAUAUCGGUUGCUUGGCAGUAAUAAGUAUUUGAAUGUAUUAGUAUUAUGCUAUAUAAUAUAUAACUUUAUAGCCUCUAUUCUAUACGGAAGCAAAAAUAUUAACAGACUCCAAUGUAAGAAUAGUUGUUUAUAUAGCCCUUCCAACCGGAAAAACUGGAUUUUUUUCUUGGCCGACGCUCAAGUGGUAGAUUACCAUUUUUUUUCUUUUAAAUAAAUAAGGGAUCGUCCAUUAAUUUGAUUAAUAAUUACGUCAACAAUUUUAAAGCAAUUUUUAACACCCCCCCCCCCGUCAACGACUGUCAAACUUUCUAUGACCCCCCCUCCCCCAAGUAUUUAUGUCAAAAUUUCUAUGCCCCCUUCCCUUAACAAAAUGAAUAAUUCUUUUAAAUAAAUAAGGGAUCGUCAAUUAAUUUAAUUAAUAAUUACGUCAACAAUUUUAAACCAAUUUUUACCACCCCCCCCCCCGUCAACGACUGUCAAACUUUCUAUGACCCCCCCUCCCCCAAGUAUUUAUGUCAAAAUUUCUAUGCCCCCUUCCCUUAACAAAAUGAAUAGUAAUAUAGAUUAAAUAAAUAUAUUAAUAAAUUUUACGUUGUGCUGAUCUAUUAUUUUAAUAACACAAAAUUGCAGGGAAAACAUUUUAUUGCAUAUUUAAUUAGCUUGUUAAUCAACAAAUUAAAAUUUUAUAUAACUAAAAAUUAUUGCUUCGGCUAUUCGGACCCGGUAUCAGAAGUGAGAGGUUGGGUUUAUUAAAAAAUAUUUAAAAUAUUAUUGUUGGGUUUGAGUUUGUAAAAUAAAAUUUGGCAUCGAAAUAUAAUUGAAUGAACUAUAUGUUUGUAAACCUAAUUCUUUAGAUUAAGUUCAUUAACUAAAAUAAACUACCACAAAUGACAUCCGAAUAGCCUUUAGUCUAAUGGAACCCGGGUUCGAAUAGCGGUGAUGCGUUUCCAGUUACAUUUUGAAAGCCACUUUGAAAAAUUAUAUAACUAUUUUAAUUUACAUUCAUUAAAUUUUUUUAAAAUAAUGUAAAAACCAUGAGACAUGAGACAAUUUUUAGGAUACAAAUUUUAAUAGAGAAAACAUGAUUGUUGACGUCAACUAAUCUAAACACCAAACACUCCUCCCAUGUUUUACCCGUGCCCACUAUUUAAAAAAAUUUAAAAACCAUGGGACAAGAGACAAUUUUUAGGAAACAAAUUUUAAAAGAGAAAACAUGAUUGUUGACGUCAACUAAUUUAAACACCCCCCCCCCCCCCCCCUUUUUCCCCCUUGUCAACAAUUGCCAAAAAUUUCCAAAAAUUUCCAAAACCCCCUCCCCCCCCCCUCCCCUUUUAUUUUGUUGACAUAAUUAAUGGACGACCCCUAAAUAGUUGUAACUAUCAAGAAGAAUACUUGUACACUGUAACUAAAGUAGUGAGGGAAAAUGUAGAAGAAAAAGUGAGAGAUCACAAAAAAUAUAGGCUAAUAGCAAUAGCCUAUAUAUAUUUUAAAAUUGAUUACAUACUUACAUUAUCAUAGUAUAAAUUAAAGGACUGCAUUCAAGCCUAGUAAGUCAUAGAUAGGUCACAUGUCUAGGCCAAGGUAUUUGACUUUGAGGAUAUUUCCAUAUAUUAUGACUAUACUCACAUAUCUUGAUGUGAUUUGAGAGGCCAUAAAUUAUUUGGUCUACUGACACGGUUGCUUUAAAUUAAACAUUUGGCUGGCUUGGUUCAAGAUCAUCAUCAUAUAAGCUUCAAAUUUAUUUCCAGAUAAAAACGUUGAUCUCAAUUGACUUUUUUAUAAAUUUAAAUUUCGAGAAUCUUUGUUUGAUUUAAAAGCUAAUCCCAACCCCCCCCCCCUUUUUUUACCCCUCCUGUUGACCCAUACUUCAUAGGCAUUGGACACCCCUGUUGCAAACAUACAAAAAAACGUUCAACCCUUUGCCUUUACUUUUUAACAACAAAAAUAAAAUUGAUUUAUAGACAAGUAUGAUGUCACAGUAAACAUGUUAAAAUAUGUCAUAGGUUUUAUCAACUGUCUGUUUGGCGCUGGCUAGUGGUUCCCAAAAGUGUGCACAGCAAAAUAUUACACACUUUUCAUAAUUGUAUUGCCACUUGCAAUCCAAUGUGAAAGGAUACAAAAUGUAAUGGAAAUGGUGCAAACCAAAAACUAGCUUAAGUUCUUUAUAAUUUUAUAACAAAAAUAUUACAAUUUUGUUGUCUUUUGUUCAAAGGCUUGCGUUUCGAUUUACACAAUUACAUUUUUUGAUAAAUUCAGACAAUCUGCGCCACAGCUGCCAUCUUAGUUGCCACUGCCUGUGAAAGGCCACCCUAAACCUAACCUGCACCCUAACCCAUUAACUUAAAUAAACACGUAAAUGACAUCGUGUCACUAAUUGUCUCCUUUAGCCAAUUUUUUGUUCUCCCUAGUGGGUAGCGGCCUUCACGUCUGCCCAAAUGUCUGAAUUGACUUAAAGUUUGAUUGAGCCAUCUCUUACUAUUCUUAUAAUUAUCUCUACACCAGUAUGUGUUUCACAGUGUUGUGGUCAGCAAACAUAAUGUUAUUAAGUUAUUGGUCUGCUUUACAGGAGAAAAGAUACUCUAUAAAAGUUAAAUAAAGUUAAAAUAACCAUGAUUAAAAAAACUUGAAACUGCUUGCAUUAAUUGUAAAAAGUUAAUAGGGAGUCCUCUGGAUUUAGGCUGGUCAUGGAUUAAACAACAUUUCAUAAUUAAGCCUAGGGUCAAAUAAAAAAAGAAUUCAAUUUUUUUCAUCUUUAAAUCUAGCAUUGAUGGAAACAUAUCCACCAAAUCCUUCUCUACUCUACACUGACAGCUCCACAAAAGAUUUUACUGUACUAUGCUACUUUAAAAUUAAAAAUUAUUGCUACAGGUUUUGAGGCUAUUAUUAGUACUAUUUAAUAUAAGGCCCAUUACUAUUUCAGUGAAACUUUUCAAUUGUGGACCUUGCUAUAGCGAUGUCCCUGGAAAAUGCAGUAACUUACCACCGACAUGUAUUGAUUUUUUUUAAAAGUAAUCUGGAAGUAUAGAAACUUCUGUCAAAUGUGAAAUGCAAAAGUCACAAUUGUUUCUGAUAUAUACAUAAAUUGAUAUGGCUUUAUAGUUAUAGAAAAGCAAUAGCUAUUUUGUGGAGGUUUAUGGCCUACUAACUAAGGCUAAUUUAGACCUUAACAGGACUUUCAGAGCAAUUUUAUGGUAGGGAUGGGGGAGCUGAAGAUUACAAAAGAUGGUGCUUCAAUUUUAAGUCACAGUGAGAAAUUUUUUUUUUUUAAUUAAGGAAAAAGGUAAAUGUAUUAUAAUAUGUAAAUUCUAGCAUCACGGUAUCAGUAUGCUGACUGUUAAAUUGGAGUUGCUGGAAUUGCACAAUGUCUACAAGAUUGAGGGGAGGGGGGGGACUUAAAACCAUUUCCCUUAAUCCACCCAUCAUGCAUGCUAUGACUUGUGUGGUAAUAUCUUUGGUAGACAAGAAUUAAUAUUCAAUGAUUAGUAUUAAUUACUCUCAAGUAAGAAAGCUAUUCCUUGGAGAGGGUGGGGCAGUGGCUUGUUAACCCUGACCCUGAGUGAAAAGUAAAAGCUCAUUAUCACUUAAUUUGAAAGACAGCAGACAACUUGGCAAGGGAUUAAAAAACUGUUAUUUACGCAGAAGCAGUUGAGCAAUCGCCCUAAUAAAUGUGUACUGUUGCUUGGAAAUUGUGUUCUUGCUUGAUUUUAACAGAUCUAUGUAUAAUCUCAUAUCCAUCUAUUACCAUAAUCAUAUUUUUUUUUAAAUAUUCCAACAACUUUAAAAAGUGCAGCAGAUUUUUAGUAUUUAUUAUUGUUUUUAUCAUUUUUUUUCAGUCUCAAAUUAUUUAAAGCUGUAAGAAAUGAAAUAAUGCUAAAGUGACCUAAUGACUUCAUUUGUCAAUCCUAACUUAACCCUUGCAGUUUAUUUUUUUUUUUUUUUUUUUUUUUUUUUUUGUAUAUAUCAUCAGUUCACCAUAAUGGGACCCAUUUAACUAUUAUAUUUAGUAUUCCUAUGUUUGGAGGUAUAAUUAUCUCCCCAUGAGUUUUGCAUGGAUAUCAUUAAUAACAAUUUGUUUACUUACUGUUACAUUUUAUUACUUUAAUAAAAUAUUAUUUAAGAAAUAGUAACUUGAGGGACAAAGCACACCCACCCCUAAUAAGUUCCUAAUUUUUCAAUAAGAAUGAUUGCACUGAAAGACAUCAAUAUCAACUUUUUUUAUGUUAAGCUGCUUAUGUUCUUAGUGUGCCCCAAAUAAUUUAAUGUGAUGUGUUGAAAAAAAAUCAUUUUAGUUGAAAUGUAAUACAGGGUUGAGUAAGCAAUCACAAAGCUACAGUCUACAUAUCCCAUCAAGUAUGUUUCCACUCAUCCAUGCAGCUAUAAUAAUGUUUCAUUACAACCACCUCUCAAAGCUAUGAAACAAGCUUCCUCUUUUCACGGCCUAAUGGUUUUAAGAAAUGUUUAGGGCUUUGUACAUCUAUUUUUGUUCUUUUUGAAUUGGCGAAACAUGAUGCAAGUCAAGUAGACAGUGAAGAGUCACUGAAGGAGGUAACUUCAAACUGGGUUUAAAAGAAGUCUCACAAUACUUCUUAUAGAAUGCAGUGUGUACCGGUGUAUAAAAAAAAAAUUCUUUAAAAUUUUGUAAAAUUAUUUAUGUCUACUUGGUUUGAUAGAGCAAACUGUGACCAUGAAAGCUUUACCAAAGGUUACUGCAAUUUACAGUAAUCUUUUGUAAAGCCUCCAUAGUCACAGGAGCUAUAAAUAAAAUUUUGAUGGGAUAGAUUAUUUUGUUACUCCAAAGCCAUAAGUGUCAAUAAAUGUCAUUUGAUAAACAUCACCAUAUUUUUGUGACCUGUUUUAAUGAUAUCCUAGCUUGAAAUUUAACCUCCAGGUAUGAACUCUGGUGUCAAGAAAAACUCAUCUCACAUUGUUUUAAACAAAUCAAUUUAUAUUGUAAUGAUUUUUUUCUGCUUGAAUUUUCCUUGUUAGUGUAUGUUUUUAAAAAAAAUUAAAGUAAUUUUAUAUAAUCAGUACCAUAAAUUAAUAUAUCAAUGUUAAUAUUUAAACUCCCCCCAUUAGAAUGUUACAGUAUGUCAAGUAUUGGUUUGCAAUAACAUAACGGUGCACUGAUGAAUAUUGAUUUUCUUUUAUUGAUAAUUAUAAGAAAUAAGACCGGGCACCAUUUUUUAAGUUGUUGGUUUUUUUUUAAGUUACAAAAUUAAACUUAAAAUAGCAAAUUCAUGUGCAAUGAACAUUUUCUUUUUGGACUAUUGCCCUGUAUAUGUUUAACCAGGGGUAGGCCUUAUUUUCUCAGACUCUGAGGCUUAUAUUUGAGAGAAGACAAAUCAUUUUUCCAUAUACAUGUGAUUUAGAUUUAAAAAUUAACUUUUUGUAAAGAAAUGUAUUGAUUGAGAAGGAUGAGUGUAAGCUAUGUUAUUAUGUAGUAGAAGAAAAAAAAAACUAGUGCAGUAGACCUCCAAAUUAAUCAAUGCAGGGGGCUAUGUUUUAAUAUUUAAAGCGGAAGCUAAUAAGCUUCAUUGAUUCUACAUUCACUAGGUUUAAGAAUCGCUGUGCAAUGGCUACUGAGCAGAAAGAAACUGUAUUGGUGACUGGUGGUGCAGGCUAUGUAGGUAGUCAUACUGUCAUCACACUGUUAGAAGGCAACUAUAAUGUUGUUGUCAUAGACAACUUUGCCAAUGGAAAUGAAGGUAAGUUUUCUAUAGCAUUCAUUUUCAGGGGAAUUACAUUUACUGCUGUUGUUUUUUGCAGUUUUAUUAUACCUCAGUAUUUCACUUCAGUGGGAUAGCUACAAUGCCAAUGCUGUUUUGAAAUUAUAAUAAAACAAAUAGUUGAAAUAUUUUCAACUAACUAAAGUACAGCAUGCUUUCAUGUUGACAAUUUUAAUUAAGGUUGUUGUUUUUAUUUUUGGAGGAUGUUGUUUUUUUAAAUAAAAAAGUAAUGCAAAUUUAAAUGUUGUAUUUAGAAAUAAAGUUUUAGUGUCUAUAAAUAUGGAAAUUAACUUAAUGGCAAUAAAAACUUUGAUUUUUUUUUUUAAAUUUGUAAGUUUUCAAAUAGUUCUUAAUAUUUGUGUGUUCUUCCUAAUAUUCUAUUAUUGGUUUAAGCAAAUCACUCUUUAUGGCCUUUGUGAGUAAAUCAACAUUUAGCUUCUUCUACUGGGAUUAACAUAUAGUAUCUGCAUAAAAUAUUUGUCUUGCAAUCUCUCCCUGGCCCUACCUUAAGAGUUGGGUGUUGUAAAGAUUUGGCGUGAAAUGUAGGGAGUAUGAGUAUGAUUUAUUUAUCUUUGUGCAUGCAUAAUAUUUACAUAGCUGCUUAAAAAACAGUUAUUUACAUUUAUUCCAUGAUUUUCUUCGCAGAAUGUAUACAUAGAAUUGAAACUCUUACAAAGUCAAAAGUACCUUGUUACCAUGUUGAUCUUUUAAAUAAAAGGGAGGUCCUUGAUGUUUUUAAAAAGGUAAUAUUGGACAAGAAUUCUUCCUUGAUUAGAUGUCAAAGAAAUUACAUUGGGUGUAACCCAUUAUGAAAUCUCAAGGUUGUGCAUAAUUAAUGAUAGGCAGACAAAUCCUGCACUAACUAAUUUGAAUACUUGUUAAAAUUAAAAUUAUUAAAAGCUCUUUAUCUAGCCACUCAGAUACUCCUUGCCUUAAUGCAUGUAAAAGACUGGUUCCAAGCACAAUUUAUAUGUGCAAGGAAGGGAUACAUGUCAGUUUGAUAGUGCAUAGUUUUCUUGAUGCGGUAGUACCCUCCUUUUCGUGUUGGUUCAGUCUCCGGUGAUAAUGAAUAUAGUAUGUUUAGAAAAAAUUAUUACAAAAAUAGUAAAAUCAAUGAAAUUUGAAGUUGACACUAUUAAUCAAAUCAUAUCCAGAAUAUUUAAAAAUUUGUGCCCAGAACCCCAAAUCGUAAAUCAAUAUAAAAAUGCUUAUCUGUUAUGCGCUGUAUUUCAGGCUAUGGAAUGGAAACUUUGCAUCAGCUUAGAGAUAUUCAACAAGCUGCUCAUAACUAAAUAUGUUUAUAGUUAAUGUCACCAUGGGAAAAAUUAUUGAGUUUUUAAAUUAUGUAAUUACAUUUGAGGAAUUACCAUAAUGUGUUGAUUGUAUCAAUGUUUAAUUCUCUUGUUGCCAUAGCAUCCUGACAUCUCUGUUGUGAUACACUUUGCUGCCUUGAAAGCAGUGGGAGAGUCUGUUGCAAAGCCUUUACUAUAUUACAGGGUCAAUGUUUUGGGAACAAUCAAUUUAAUAGAGGUCAGUGGUUUAUGAUGACACUACAAGUUAGUGUGCUUAAGUGUUAAAUAAUUUCAAAAGCUGAUAAAUAUGUCUACAUCAUCUGACUUUACAAAGCCAGCACAUGAAAUAUGUGAUCGAUUAAUUCAUAGAGUGAAAGGGAAAAGGUUGUGCUCUUUAAAAUCUUGACUUGAUGUAUGCAAUGAUUUUAACAGGAUUCAGCAAUAACAUAUAAUAAGACAUAAUUUAAAACAAUGGUUCAAUUAUUUUACCUAGAAAUAGGCUUUUUUUAACCUAGUCUUUAUUUUUGUAUUAGAACUUACAAAAUGAAAAAUAUAUUUUUGUUAAAUUCUAUAGCUUUAUGAAAGAUAUACUCUGUUCUAACAUGUCAAAUUUUUACGUAAUGUUUUUAUGAUUACAGGCCAUGUGUGAAAGUGGGGUUACAAAAAUUAUUUUCUCAAGCUCUGCCACUGUUUAUGGUGAUCCCAAGUACUUACCAAUGGAUGAGAAACAUCCAGUGGGAAACUGUACAAGCCCUUAUGCUAAGACUAAACACUUUGUUGAAGAAAUCUUAUUUGACAUCUGUCGUAUCAAACCGGUAUGUCCAUUAAAUUGUUUACUUAAUUAAUUUUGAAAGACAGUGCCACAAAUCCAACAUCAUUGAAAGAUUCAUAGCAAUUUCAUUUACACCAGGUUUAAACUGUCAAGUUCCAGAAUACCAUACGUUUCUAAAUGAAAUUUACUGAAUACCUCUUGCUGAAAUUUAAAGUUACAUAUGCUUCUAGGAGUGGAGUGCUGUUGUAUUGCGUUACUUCAACCCUGUUGGGGCUCACAGCUCUGGAAUAAUUGGAGAAGAUCCACAAGGUGUGCCAAAUAACUUGACACCCUAUGUUUCUCAAGUUGCAAUAGGAAAGAGGCAAGAGCUGAUGGUCUAUGGCGAUGAUUAUGAUACCCAUGAUGGGACAGGUAAUAGUUUAGCAUUUUUAUAUAGCAUCAUUUGAAUGAAUAUUGCUUUAAUUUAAAGAAAAAAGCUUAUACUCUUAACCAGGCCUGCACAACAUACGGCCCGCAGGACUCAUGUGGCCCGCCAGCACCCACUUGGCAGCCCGCGAAGUAACAAAAUAUUCUUUAUGAUUAUUAUUUUCUUAAUAGCUUUACCCCUGUCCUAUCAUGUUUCAGCCCGCACACGCUUUUCAUAAAGUAUUAUGGCCGCACAAGUUUUUCAUGAAGUAUUACGGCCCGCCUUACACUUUGAUUUGUGCAGGCCUGCUCUUGAUCAUAGUUGAUCAUUUUGCUGUCAUAUAUUUUGAAAAACAAAACUCACACUUAACAAUAAAUUUUACCCACAUAUUUAUUAAAUUUAAUUAAUUUUUGUUUAUAUCACUAUAGUUUCUUGCAUCUAUUUUUGUUUACUCUUACGAUUUUGGCGUACAAUGUACGAUUUUGAGGUGUAAAAGUAUAUACUGUAUGCAUCUUUUUUACUCUAAAUAUAAGGUAUUAAACGAUUUUGUGAUGAUAUUGUACGAUUUUAAGAGUUUGAGGGUAAACAGUUCUGCAUCACUAUAAUUUCUUGCAUCUAUUUUUGUUUACAUCACUAUACUUUCUUGCAUCUAUGUAUAUAUCUGAAUGCUUUUUGACACCCCUAAGUCUCAGCUUAUUAAUCUUGUUACCUCAUCCAACUUUACUGUUUAUUAUCCAGGAGUAAGGGAUUAUCUGCAUAUUACUGAUUUGGCUAGAGGACAUAUAGCAGCCAUGAAAAAAGUCAAAACUACCAAUGGAUUUAAUGUAAGCAUGACUAUUUUCAGCAAAUUAUGCCUUUUAUUUCCGCCCACCUAAAAGUUUCUUUUACAUAUUUUGAUUUCAUUUAUUGUUUUCAAACUAGAGACCGACAGAAUUUCGGUUUGGGUGCCGAAAGUUGCUUUUUGAUCACUUUCGACCUAGUUUUGGCCAAAGCUGAAAAAAAUAAUUUUUGGCUUGAUUUUGGUUUGGGCUGAAACUGAAAAGUUAACUUUUGGUUUCUGCAGAAAGUGAUUGAGACUUUCGGCCAAAAGUGCCUGAGGUUUUCGGUCAUCUACCAGAAGACAGUCUGUCUGCCUACAAUCCGAUAUUCAUUUUUGCUCGACGUCUUGCUGUAAUCCUAUGUUAUAUGAUUAAUACUCAGCGAAAAUUGCUCACAGCUGUUUGAUGACUUAACUUGUCGUAUAUUUUCAAAAAAUUAAAAUUUCAAUUAGGCCUAGGCAAAGGUAUAUAGUUUUGUGGAAGAACAACUAAUGGAAUGGUAAUAUUUAUAUCCUUAUUUUGUUUUAAUUUUUUCAAAAAUAAAAAUUUGGAACCCUAGGUUAAUUAAUUCCUUCAUUAGUGAUAUUCAUUUUGAUUUAUCAUUAUCAUGCUCAUCAAUGUUGUCAUAGGCUAAGGUGAAUAAUAUUGAAUAAUCCUAGGAAUUGGUAAUAUUUCCAUUAUUAUUUUUGUUUAAAUUAAGGAAACUUUUAGGCUUUUUCAAUUCAUUCUUUUCUUGAAAUUCAUCUUUAUCAUGCUCAAAAACAUUGUUAUUGACAAAAUAACACGCUUGUGCAUGUAUCCCGGGUUCAUCUUAUAAUUAUGUAGUAGGUCACUGCAAAUCUGUUUACUUUUAUGAUUUUGGCGACAAUUUACAUGUUAUUUGCAAAUCUCCGUCGAGACCUGUCGGAACAACAAUUUUAAGAGACCCGGUUGAAAAAAAAUUCCCCUACUAAUGGGGGUGAGGGAGGUUGGUUGCCGAACGAAAUAAUUACCUCACCAGUACGGAAAGACUGGUGUGUUAGUUCUAGGCUAAAUAUUAAUACAGGGAUAUCUUGCCAGGUAUUUGUGACAGCACAAAGCAUUAGUAUGGCGAUAACUGCAAAAUUGUGAUGAUAUUUUUAUAGCCUUGAUAAAUGAUAUUUAGAUGACUAUUGACUCUAUUAGUGCCAAAAUAAUUAUAGUAGGUAGUAUCAGGUAUACGUUCUUGGUUGUAAUUAUAGUAUAGAAGUAAAGGGCACUCAAUGGUCUAUUUUUCAUGACUUUUGCCACACUUCCUCCCCCCUCGAGUCCAAACUUUCUCUUACCACACUACUUUAAAAAAUAAACAUUUUAAAGAAAUUUAAGUUACUUUUAUAUUAAAAUGGUAAAAGCCAAAGUAUUCAUUAGAUGUUUAUUUAUUAAAAUUCACGAUAUUCUCAUUUUUUAAAAAGAAUAUGAAUGUUGAUACUUAACCCCAUAGAUGUAUGUAGAAUGUAUGCAUGAAUGAAUUUCAAAAUAUACAAAUAUUUCGGUUUCGGCCAAAAGUCACUUUAAGCUUUUGGCUUCAGUUUCGGCCAGUCAUUUUUAUCUUUCGGUCUAGUUUCAGCUUCAGCUGAAUUCAGAAAGUCACUUUCGGUCGGUCUCUAUACAAAAUAAAAACUUUAUUUAAAAAAGUAAAUAAAAUAAGAUAAUCUGAUCAGAUUAUAAUUAGGUCUCUUAAUAAUUUUAUUAUAUGUAUAUGUUAUUUUUGUCUCCUUUAUGUUGACUGCUUCAGGCGUACAACCUUGGAACAGGUAAAGGCUCAUCUGUCCUAGACGUGGUCAAGGCGUUUGAAAAGGCCUGUGGAAAAAAGGUAGAUUUAACUGGUGAACAAUCAUUGUGAAGCUUGUGAUAGUAAUACUUCAGUCCUCAAUAUUUAGUCAAAUUAAUUACUCUGUAAUUACUUUGUAAUUUUGCAAUUUGCUAAAACCAUAUAACAGCAAUAAAAAUGGAAUGUUAAGUGUUGCGUGCAAUGUAAUAAGAUUGUUUUAUUUUACUAUUUUAUGUCUUAAAUGUCUAGAUUAAUUACAAGAUAGUUCCAAGGAGAGAUGGGGAUGUGGCCACAAUGUGUGCUGACCCAAGAAAGGCAGAAGCUGAGCUUGGCUGGACAGCAAUCCACACACUUGAUGAUAUGUGUGAGUAAUAUACAUUGCAUAACAUACAUUGAAUAACAUACAUUGAAAUUCUCUUUAGUUUUAAACUAUGAGAAAUUUUCUCUUAUGAUCUUAAAAGGCUCCUAAGUGUUAAGCGUGUGUCUAUUUAGUUCUAAAUUUUCAUUAAUUAUUUUGUCCACACAUUGCAAAAAAGAAAAUAAUUGAUCUUUAACCUUCAUUGUACCCUGGGUUUUCCCCGCUUGAGAGUACCCCAAGGGUGAAAUCCACCGGUUUAUAUAUAUGUAGAGGAAAAAAAUAUCCACAUCUCAUCUGUUUCGUCAAUAGAUUUGUAUGUGGCUUAUUUGGGACAGAGGGUGCACAGACUUAAUGAAUACCUGUAAUGCUUUAGAGAGACUUUUCCAUCACAUUGCUCAAGGAAUGACUUACAUUUGACAGCUGCAUCCUCUUCUUGAUGUCUGUUGUCAUCAAAUGCCUUACAAUCUCCAUGAUAAAAUACUGUCUGUUGUCAUCAUCAAAUGCCUUACAAUCUCCAUGAUAAAAUACUGUCUGUUGUCAUCAUCAAAUGCCUUACAAUCUCCAUGAUAAAAUACUGUCUGUUGUCAUCAUCAAAUGCCUUACAAUCUCCAUGAUAAAAUACUGUCUGUUGUCAUCAUCAAAUGCCUUACAAUCUCCAUGAUAAAAUACUGUCUGUUGUCAUCAUCAAAUGCCUUACAAUCUCCAUGAUAAAAUACUGUCUGUUGUCAUCAUCAAAUGCCUUACAAUCUCCAUGAUAAAAUACUGUCUGUUGUCAGUAUUGCUUUCAGUAUUGCUUGUCUGGUUGUGCUUCGACCACAAAAUCCUUGUGGAAAGAGCACCCAAAUCUAAAAUAUUGUAAAACACUACCGUUGGCCACCACUUCAUUUUGCGCUUGCAUGUAAAGAGGUGUGCGAAUUGGUCCUUGCAGCCAAUGCCGCCUUUGGUUUUGUUAUAGGCAAUUACAAUUUUACUCUUCAGUUUUUCGCCUAGAGUCACAGCAUUGUCAUCAUGCAUGGUGCUCAAUAGAGUGAAAUUUUUUUUUCCUUUUUGACUGUUUGGAUACGAUAAUGGCCUCUGCUGAAAAUCCAAAAAUUGAACAAUUCAACUUUUGAUAUUUGGGCUGUUGGAGCUGUUGGGGUAGAAACCUUUUAUUUUGUCUUACUGGCUGAAUAAUGGUGAGGCAUUGCUUUGUGAGAUUGUUAGCAAGCUUCAAGUCAGUUGUCAAUUGUGAUGUUGCUGCCACUGCCAUUGAAUUGCUCAACAAGUUCCAGAACGUCUUUGCUCCAAGAUUUUGUGUCUUGCUGUUGUCUCCUGGUCGAGGUGCCUCUUUCCCCCAAUACGGCGUCCCUUUCACCAGAUUAGACAUUUCUGCAUCACAUGCCCAGAAAAUCUUGUUGACAUACUUAUCUGGUUUGUUGGAAAGUGCACCUUCCGCAAAAUGGGAUGAGCUGCUCUUCAACUUUGAUGUUACUGCAGGGAACAUAGUGUCAGCUAAGAUUUCUUUGGAAAGUAUCCCAAAUUUCUAUGAUUGGGGCUAACUGGCUUUUCUUUGUGUCCUUGUUUUUUAGCCAUGAAAUCUCAAUUUAGAUGAGACACAAAAUUUUCCUUGACAUUGCUGCUUGAAGUUGGUAUUUUGUGAAGUUUCUAUUUCAUCUUAAUUUGUAUUAGUCUUUCUUCAUUUUUCUUCCAUCUGUGAUUAAAUCACUAUAAUAUCAACCAUUUUUGAAGUUAUGUAUUGCUGAAAAAUGUUUACUCGUUCCCGAAAGGAGGCACUUUUUGCUAUGCCUUCUUUCAAGAUAUUCUCCUGUGGCAAAAACAGUGAGUGAUUUCCCAUAGAGCCAAAACUAUCAGAACAAUAAUCCUUGAGUAACAGAUUUUUUUGGUAAACAUAUUAUGCAGGUUAAAGGUUCUUGUCAUUGUUUCAGGCUUAUUUUUUUAUUCUUUAUUUGUUACCAGAUGUUGGCCACCCACAGGGUACUGCCCACCCACAGGGUACUGCCCACCAACAGGGUACUGCCCACCAACAGGGUACUGCCCACCCACAGUGUAAUGCCCACCCACAGUGUACUCCCCACCCACAGGGUACUGCCCACCCACAGGGUACUGCCCACCCACAGGGUACUGCCCACCCACAGGGUACUGCCCACCCACAGGGUACUGCCCACACACAGCGUACUGCCUACCCACAUUGUACUGCCCACCCACAGUGUACUGCGCACCCACCCACGGGGUACUGCGCACCCACCCGCAGGCUAAUGCCCACCACAGUGUACUGCCCACACACAGGGUAAUGCCCCCCACAGUGUACUGCCCCCACACAGUGUAAUGCCCACCACAGUGUACUGCCCACACACAGGGUAAUGCCCACCCACAUUGUACUGCCCACACACAGGGUAAUGCCCACCCACCAACAGUGUAAUGCCCCCACACAGGGUAAUGCCCACCACAGUGUACUGCCUACAAACGGGGUAAUGCCUACACACGGGGUAAUGCCCACACACAGGAUACUUACAAGGAUGCUGCUUUCUAUUGGCCCAUAGUCCAUAAUAUUAAAAUUAUGUCCAGAACACCUUUUUAUUGUUCCCAUAUAAAUGCGCUGGGUAGAUGAGGCAUUUACAGGGCACAAUAGACAAGGUUUUGACCCACAGGGUACAGUGAAGGAUAACAUUUAAAUGUAAUUUGCUAAACUUCAGUUAGAUUGGCACCUUAAUAUUUAAAACCAAACUGUUGCUCUGGAGAAUCCUGUCUUAUAUAGCUUUGAUAAUGGAUACAUGCUAAUUAUGGAUUUAAAAAAGUAUUGAAAUCUUUAGCAUUUUUACUAUUUGUUUUGAUUGACGCUGUAUGUAAGAAAAGGAUUUAAGAUUCUUUUUUACAUCUGUUAAUUUUAUUUAUUUCUUGAUGCUUAAAGGUCGAGAUCUGUGGAAUUGGCAAACUAAGAAUCCAAAUGGCUUCAAGAUUAUAAAUGGAGUCAAGCAUUAAUGGUCAAGUUGGUAGUAAAAUCAUUGUGUGAGGAUAGACUGCUCUAUAUCAUGACAAGUAACAUGACUAUCUUUACUUUGAUUUGGAGCACAUGUGAAUACAAUUUCUUGCCAGUUUCUAUGCUAAUUUACAAUGUAACUUAAUAUUUUUAAUGUGUCCAUUGUAAUGGUGUUGGUUAUAAAUAAUGAAUGUAUUCUAAUGGUAUCUCAUACAUUUGUUAUUGAAAACAUUCCCUUUAUUUCAAAUAAUGUUACAUUGUUUCUCUUGAUGCUGUUGUAUUACUUUAAUAUUUUUCUAUGACCAAACUGAAUUUGAGUUGAUGAAACUUGCAGUUUUGAUUAAUAUACUUUGUUUGAUGCUAUUUUGACAUACAAGAGAAAAAUGAAUAAUCAAUUGUACUCCUAUUUUAUACUGGAAGUGUUACAUUUUACCCUAACUUCUUCAACGAAAAAAUAUAUGCUGUGAUAAAUUUCCCCACUGUUAAAUAGUCAUCAAAUAAUUAUUACUGCUUUAUUAGUGUUUGUUGUUUACAUUUUUUUUUUUACAUUAUUUAUUUAAAUUUAACAUCAACUGACAUGGCCUAAGCUUUCUAUAGAGGAAAUUUUUUGACAUCAUAUUAUAAUGUGGCUUUUUAAAAUAUAUAUGAUAUGUCUUAUUAAAAAAUAGCAUUUAUCCAAAAGUUAAAGUAUGGCUGCAUUUCCUGCAUCUUUGUUUUAACUUAAUUCUGGCUACCACAUUUAAUAUUUUAUUAAUAUAUUGAGGCUUUUUCCUUGUGCUACUAUUUCCACCCAUUUUAUUUUAAUUUUAGGAUGUGUUACAUUUUAAAUUUGUUUUCCAAAUGUAGAAUUAGGAGGAGAAAAAACAACUCUACAUUUUCUGAAUAUUUUACACAUGUGACAUUCCCAUUUAAAAACAUAUUAUUGUGUGCUGUACUAAGAUUCUUGGAAUAUCAAAACAUACAUUAUAACAAAUUAUAAGCUUGAUUCCAUACAUAGGUUACUGAGAGUUAAAAAAAAAUUAAUUAUUAUAUACCAUGUGCAUUCCAGUAUAUGGCAAAAACUAUUUUUGUAAUUGUCGCAUGUAUUUAAAUUUACAUUUAUUUUUUAAAAUUUGCUCCAACACAGGCCUGCACAGCUCAAAAUGUAAGGCGGGCCGUAAUACUUAAUGAAAAACUUGUGUGGGCCAAAAGAAAAUAAGACAGGACUUGUGCGGGCCAAAAUAAAAUUUGGGGGUGGGGUGGGGCGCAAAGCUAUUUAGAAAAUAAUGAGAAUAAAGAAUAUUUGGUUACUUCGCGGGCCGUAAAGUGGGUGCUGGCGGGCCUCUGUUGUGCAGGCCUGCUCAUGACACAUGCAAAUAUUAAUUUUAAAACCUGCUAGUGUAUCCAUAAUUUGCUGUAACUGAGUCAUCUCAGGUGUGGAUUCCAUCAAAGAGAUAUUUAUAUCAUAUCUUGUAAUUUUGCACCGAGGAGUUUGAUCCUCAUUCUUUUGGAUGGUUUUGUUUACUAAACAUUGAAAUCAAAGAUUUUGAUCUUAAAUUUUAAUAGUUAAAUGUGAAUAAGAGAAACAUAUUUUAUAGGGUAUUGUUUUUCAAAUGGUUUUCAUAAUUUUCUGUCCAUAAAAUCAAAUUAUGGUGCUUUUGUUGUAUCUUAAAAAUUCUACUCUAUAUUUCAUGCAUUGUCAAAUUGUUAUUGACUCACAUUUAUUGAUUAAUUUCUUGUUACUUUUUAAAUAUUAAAUUUAUGGAAUAAUUAUUUAUGACAUAUGUUAUGUUACGGAGCCCUAUUUGAAAAUCAAACAAGGAAAAAUCCUUUGAAACGACUGUGAAACUUAGAAAAUUUGGUGUUUUAUAAAUGAAAAUGCAGUUUCAUAGACAUUCCUAGUAUACUUUUACACUGAAGAUUGUUCUUUCCUGAAACACUUUAUUGGAUUAGGCAUUGUCAAUCUCAGAACACUAAAAUUAAAAUAAACCACAGGAUCUUGAAGGUGUUAAAAUUUAUUAUAUACAUUCUUAUAGCAAUUGUGUUCAUUUUUUACAUGCACAAUUUAUUUAAAAAUCUCAAACUGUUUUUACUAAAUUGUAUAAUUAUAUUGUUAGAGUAAAAUUUGAAUCUAUAAUAAAUAAUAUUUUUCUCUAUAAUUGAAUGUGAAUAGAAACAUGCAUUUAACCAAAGUAUUGAUUAAAUUAAUAUCAGUACAAAAAAACUACAC